Boleophthalmus pectinirostris (great blue-spotted mudskipper) is the source of this 1398-nucleotide messenger RNA. RefSeq names its product zinc finger protein 239-like. The transcript has 2 exons. Gene Ontology annotation, cellular component: nucleus. Lineage: Eukaryota; Metazoa; Chordata; Actinopteri; Gobiiformes; Gobiidae. Bases 104 to 1222 code for a protein of 372 amino acids. Gene Ontology annotation, molecular function: RNA polymerase II cis-regulatory region sequence-specific DNA binding; DNA-binding transcription factor activity, RNA polymerase II-specific. The record is from RefSeq and is a predicted model, not a curated record. Gene Ontology annotation, biological process: regulation of transcription by RNA polymerase II; central nervous system development.
UUUUGUCCACUCUGAGCUCCCGUAGCCGCCAUAUUGUUUUUCUGCCGUGUUGUUCAACUUUUCUUCAAGUGUUUUAUUCCUGUAAACUUCUCUCUUUUGGCCCAUGAAAAACAUCCUCCCAACUACAAGAUCCACCAACAGAAUGACCUUCACAUGUGACCAGUGUGGAAAAGUGUGGUCAGAAGCUUUCAAACUGAAAAGACACUACAGAACUCACACAGAGGAAAGACCGUACGAGUGUGACCAGUGUGGGACGAGAUUCAAACAAUCUAGUCAUCUCCAUCGACAUAUGAGAAUCCACACAGGGGUAAAACCGUACAGAUGUGAUGUUUGUGAGAAGACAUUUUUACACUCAAGCAACCUAAAAUCACAUAUGAGAGUCCACACUGGAGAGAAACUGUACGAGUGUGACCAGUGUGGGAAAAAAUUUAGAAUGUCUAGUCAUCUCUAUCAACAUAUGAGAGUCCACACAGGGGUAAAACCGUACAGAUGUGAUGUUUGUGAGAAGACAUUUUUACAGUCAAGCUCCCUAAAAUCACAUAUGAGAGUCCACACUGGAGAGAAACCAUACGAGUGUGACCAGUGUGGGACGAGAUUCAGACACUCUAGUGCUCUCCAUAUACAUAUGAGAAUCCACACAGGAGAGAAACCGUAUGAGUGUGACCAGUGUGGGAUCCAAUUUAGAGACUCUGGUGGUCUCCAUAAACAUAUGAGAGUCCACACAGGGGUAAAACCGUACAGAUGUGAUGUUUGUGAGAAGACAUUUUCACAGUCAAGUUCCCUAGAAUCACAUAUGAGAGUCCACACUGGAGAGAAACCAUACGAGUGUGACCAGUGUGGGAUCAAAUUCAAACACUCUUGUGCUCUCCAUAGACAUAUGAGAGUCCACACUGGAGAGAAACCGUACAGAUGUGACCAGUGUGGGAAAACUUUCUCUCGAUCUUCCAGUCUCAAUAGACACAUGAGAGUUCACUUCAGGCACAGACUAUACGAGUGUGAGAAGUGUGAAAAGUUCUUCAGAACAUCCCAGGGACUGUCCAGUCACUACCGAACGCACACAGGAGACGAACCAGACGACUGUGAAGAAAGAGGGAAGGAUUUGGGGUCUGUGGGGAAAGGAGAAAGAGCUGCUGAGGCUGGAUCAAGUGAGCCUAGAGUCAGACUCAAGAAGCUGGAGAUCAGGCUUCAGAGACUCCAGACUGUGGAGUUGGCCGAUGUGUAGUGUCAACAAUUACAAGUGUUAAAUCCAUGUUUGUUCAUCUGUUCUUUGUCGUUUUGUGUUUAACUUUGUUUUCUUUGAGUGCACUUCCCUGUUCCUGAAAUUGCAUUUUGUUUUCUGCUGUGAUGAAAAAAGUUAAUUACAAUAUUAGAAUUAUAAAAUAAAAUCUGUUUUUUAGA